Trichophyton benhamiae CBS 112371 is the source of this 1644-nucleotide messenger RNA. RefSeq lists its product as uncharacterized. Gene Ontology annotation, biological process: protein neddylation. Gene Ontology annotation, molecular function: NEDD8 activating enzyme activity. The record is from RefSeq and is a predicted model, not a curated record. The transcript is spliced from 3 exons. Lineage: Eukaryota; Fungi; Ascomycota; Eurotiomycetes; Onygenales; Arthrodermataceae. The coding region runs from base 1 to 1644 and encodes 547 amino acids. Gene Ontology annotation, cellular component: cytoplasm.
AUGGCCUCGCAUGCCGCCCCAACCGCUAAGGAGAGGAAGUACGACCGCCAGCUGCGACUCUGGGCUGCCAGCGGCCAGCAAGCCCUAGAGUCUUCUCGAGUACUUCUCAUAAACUCCGAUGGCCCAGUGGAUAGUGAUGGCUCGGAAUUGACUGGUGUCGUGGGCGUUGAGACUCUGAAGAAUCUCGUGCUGCCUGGGAUAGGUGGCUUCACGAUUGUUGAUCCUGCAACCGUCUCUGAGGUUGAUCUAGGCGUGAACUUCUUUCUAUCUGAGGACAGCCUCGGUAAAUCCAGGGCUGAAGAGACAUGUAAAUAUCUUCGGGAACUUAAUGAAGAUGUUGAUGGGCAAGCGUAUACAAUGACCAUUUUAGAUAUUCUCGAAGAUGAAGACUUUCUUCCCCAGCACCAGCUUGUCAUUGUUUCCGGGCCAAUAAGGCAGUCUGUCCUUCGAACCAUAUCACAAACUACAAGGCGGCUGGAUAUACCCCUAAUCUACACACAUUCAGUAGGGUUUUAUGCGUCCUUUUCGCUGCAGCUACCAUCCGCUUUCCCCGUAGUCGAGACACACCCUGAUGCCAGCUCCACCGAAGACCUUCGUUUAACAAAUCCAUGGCCGGAACUUGCGGCUGUAGCAAGCAAGGCAGAGAACCUGGAUAGUAUGGACGACCACCAGCAUGGACAUGUUCCUUAUUUGAUACUUUUGCUACACUUCCUUGAGAAGUGGAAGGUCAGCCAUAACGGCCUGUACCCUCAGAACUACCGGGAAAAGUCCGAGUUUAGGGACAUGGUUAGAUCUCAUGCUAGAACUAAUAAUCCUGAAGGAGGCGAAGAAAACUUCGACGAGGCUGUGGCGGCUGUCCUAAAGAGUAUUGGUCCCUAUUCCUUAAGUAGUGACUUGCGCAAUGCCUUUGAUAUGGACGAGUGCUCGCAGUUAACAACUAGAUCACCCAAUUUCUGGGUGAUAGCAGCUGCAGUCAAAGAAUUUUAUGAAACACAUUCAGUUCUGCCUUUGUCCGGGUCACUACCGGACAUGAAGGCGCAGUCGUCAGAUUAUAUCUGGUUACAAAACAUAUAUAAGUCAAAAGCACGAAGUGAUGCAGCUGAAGUGCUUGCCACUGUUCGGAAUCUUGAAUGCAAGCUACGUGCCGGCCAGGAGAGGGUGCCGAUAUCAGAAAAGGAGAUUGACACUUUCUGCAAGAACGCAGCUCAUAUCAAAGUGAUUAGGGGCAACGAGAUUCCAAUAUUAUCGCCUGUGCCCUCAGAAGGAAUUUCACAGCGGACAGUGAAGGUUAUUAAGGGUAGCCUGCAAAACCCUGAUUCUCUCAUUCCCAUUUUCAUUGCACUGAGUACUCUUGACGGCCUAGUGACGGAAUUCAGAGAGACAGGCUGUGUAGGAAUGACGGAGGAACGAUCGUACAUUGAUAAAACCGACAACUGGACCGCAAUGCUCUCGAAAGUUCUAGCUAGUCUAAACCAGGAGGAAAAUGGCAUGGAUGAAAGUGAAAGCGAGAUUAGGUCCCGGAUCGAGUCGGCCAUAUCGGAAGUACGGCGAGCGGGGAUUGGAGAACUGCAUAAUAUCUCAGCCAUGGCAGUUCUAAAAACAAAGAAAUUGAGGGUUUUUAAUAUCGCAGAGCAGAAGAUAUAA